GGACUUGGAGCUCACACUUUAAAAAAGAAGAUCAUUCUAACUGCCCCUCAUGACUACUGAAGAGGCUAUGCCUGAAAAAGCAAAAUGUCCUACAUUAGAGAUCACCAAGCAAGACUUUUUUCAAGAAGCAAAAACUCUCAUUGCCCAACAUUAUGAGAAAAUAAAUGAGAAUAAAGUUCAAGGUACUUCUAUAAAUGUUUUUAGAAAGAAACACCAAAAACCGAAAUCUGGCAAAUACAUACCUUUGGAGAUUGACAAAAAGGUAACACGUGAUGUGGUGCAGGAACAUCGGGCAGCACUCAGAAGGAUUUGCUUUCCCAAGGAGCUUUCCAAAACCGAGCAUCUUCAGGAACCCCCACAACGAAUCUCCUUCAAGGAACCACACAUUUUUAGUAGAAGAGAAAGAUGCAGGCCCAUAGAUCUAAUUACAAAAGGACAAGUUAAAUUGGAUAAAAUCAUGACUAUUAUUGAACCAGUGAGUAAAAAAAUGGAGACAGCAAAGCAACAGCACUUUGAGGAGUCCAGAAACAGAAUGUUGGAAUUACUCUAUCCCUUUCCUGUCCAUCUUUACUUACAACCUGGGACCUCUACCUUGGAACUUCUGAAAGAACCUGACAAAGCAUUCUAUGACUGGAGAGGAUUUGUGCCGACAAGAUCUUUCCGUUUGGCUUGUGACUCCGGUCGAGUUAGUUUCUCUCAAUCAUCAUCAAUAUUUCGGGAUUAUUAUUCUAAAACCUUUAAAACCCUUAUUAAAAAGGAGCGACAACCUAUCAAGCCAGAACCAAAAUCACAACCCAGGAUAAAAGGUACUCCAAAUAAAACUGAUAAACUUGACAGUAAAGUUAAAAGAAUUGGACCACACAUAGAAAUCUUCCAAGUGUUCCGAGAAAGAAAAAAAUUCAUGAUUACCCCAAAAUUGAUUAGAAUGGUCACCAUCAUGCAGGCACAUGUCAGGGGAUGGCUUGAACGGAAAAGAUUGCAAAGAGUAAUGACCAAGGCUUUGGAUCAUGGACCGGAUAUGAAAGCAGUUAUUAACAUGUAUGGCAGACUAAUCCACCGUGUUAGAUAUCGACGUGGUCUUUGGAGGACAAGACAAAUUCUCAACUUAGCAGAGCUAGAGGAGUGGAUGGACCGAAAAAAAUUCUAUGAAAUAAUGUUUGCUAAGAGGGAAGAUUGGCCAAAAAUUGAAAGAAGUGAGCUCCCCAAUUUCUUCAGUGACUGUGGUCAUUUCCCAACUCAGAAACAAGUUGAUGAUACUUGGGACCUGGUCCAUCAAGAUGGCAAAGAAAAAUAUUCUGAACUAAUCAAAAAGUCCAAAGCAAUUGAAAUGUUAUUUACACUCUAUCCUCCUGAAGGUGCACAUGUGCCUGACAGUACACUACUCAAGUCGACUUGGUUGAGACCCAUAGUAAAUGGGGAAGAAGGUUAUAGAUAUAUAGGUAUACGGCCUGAGAGUCUCUCUGGAACCCAGGGACCUUGUGUCUGCAAUUUUUAGCAUUUGCCACCAGAUGGCACAGUGUAGCAAGUAAACACCAACUGACUGCUCCUCAGGUAGGGAAAUCUGUGCUCCUUCAGCACAGGGAAAAAUGAUUUAUGGAGACAUGCUCAUGAUGGUUAUUUUCAUGCUGUGCACACUAUUUUUAAAAAGCAAUAAAAGUAGAAUUGUAUUG
Molecule: messenger RNA, 1670 nt
Organism: Gorilla gorilla gorilla (western lowland gorilla)
Lineage: Eukaryota; Metazoa; Chordata; Mammalia; Primates; Hominidae
Gene: IQCM
Product: IQ motif containing M
Exons: 12
Coding region: 50-1495 (481 amino acids)
Molecular function (GO): protein binding
Source: RefSeq, a predicted model, not a curated record